CGAGAGAAAGAGCCACAAUCACAUAAGUUGGUGCGUCCCUUGACAUUUCCCGCUUUAACCUCACAUUCUAGAAACAUCAACAACUCAAAGGCCUUGGUGAAAUCGCAGCGAAAUUGUUACUUUUUGCCCCAAAAUCGUGCAAAUGCAGCCAGUGAAGAAGCUAAUCGAGCAACAGACCGGCUCAGCCCGCUGGAAACGCUACGACGAAGUAAUUAAGCGUCUCCGGUGCCCCAAAGAGGACGAAUACACCCAGUUACUAUCCUCCGAAGAUGUUAUUUGUGAUACCCCGAUCUUUGCGUGCAAAUUCGCGCAGCAAAAAUCAAACGAAAACUUGCUGGCUCUCGCUAACGAAGACGGCAAACUGGCCAUUCAAGACACCAGUAAAAAGCACGAGUCUUACGGGAUCCGGGCGCACAACAACGCUAUUUUCGACCUGUGCUGGAUGUUCGACAAUAUGAAGAUCGUGACGGCGUCAGGGGACCACACUGCGAAGCUCUUCGAUGUGGCGGAGGCCGACGUGAGAGAAAUUCGCUCUUUUUUCGGUCACACGCGCUCAGUUAAAACCAUUGCGUUCCGCAAAGAGGACCCGAGUGUCUUUGCGACUGGGGGGCGCGACGGCAAUAUCAUAAUUUGGGACACGCGGACACUCGGGGGUAGCUUGGUCGGGAAGGUCGAUAGGACCAUUUUUAACUCACACAAUACUAGAACUCCGGUCAAAACGCGCAAAAAGUGCACGUGUUUGAGUCCCUCGAGGGCGUCGAACGCCAAGUCAGUGACGGGGUUGGUCUUCCAAGACGAUAAUACGUUGAUUUCGUGCGGUGCCGGUGAUGGGGUUAUCAAAAUCUGGGAUUUGCGCAAGAAUUAUCUCUUUUAUAAGCAGGAGCCGCUGCCGAAGAACAAAAUCCCGUACGGGGGCACCACGACGAAGAACGGCUUCAGCAGUCUUAUCAUCGAUAGGGACUGUGUCAGGCUGUACGCCAAUUGUUUAGACAAUACGAUUUAUAGUUACAACGUUGGCACGUGUAAUCCUGAGCCCGUGAUGAGGUACACGGGGCACCAGAACAGCACUUUUUACAUUAAGGCGUGUCUCAGUCGCGAUGGCAAUUAUUUGAUUAGUGGGAGUAGCGACGAAAACGCGUAUAUUUGGAACACAAGUCAUUCGCGACCUUUGGUCCGAUUAACCGGACAUGUGGCGGAAGUCACGUGUGUGGCAUGGUGCGAGCGAGACGACCCGACUUUAGUCACAUGUUCCGACGACAUGUCCCACCGGAUCUGGCGAGUGGGCCCGGAGGAACUGCCGGAAAAUUGGGAAAUAAUCGGGAAAGGCCACGCCGAAGUGUUGCCUUUAAUCCCGGUCCAGUCCGAACUGAAGCGACCAAUUGAUGAAAUAAUCCCGAUUAGUAAAAAAAUGUCGCUUGCUUGCAAAAAGUGCGACAGUCCUUCCACCAGUGGCGUGUGCCAAAACUGUUGUUCUAACAACAAACGGAAAAUCGAUGAGGAAAUUUCCAACGAGACUAAGAGGUUUCACGGCGAAUUGGGGCCGAGGCGCCUUUUCCAAAAUUUGGAAAAUAAUGAUGAGAAGACGCUGACUUUGAAUUUGCCCAAUUAUGUGAUUGAUGGGGUGGCCCCACAUUUGAAUUUUUCGCCUCCCAAGAAAAAGGAUCAAGACUGGUUGACGAAAUUGCGUACGGAGAGGAAGUUUAAGCGGGAUUUUGAAACAGCCUCCACUUCGACGCCCCCGAAAGUGGCCAAGUUGGAGGCGACGCCGAAAAAAUGUGCGCCGAAAAGCCCCCUUUUGAGGUUUUUUAAAGUUAAGUGUGAAGGGCAUUCGUGUACGAAGUCUCAUUCAAACUGUAAUGUUGCGGCGCCGAAUACGCAAUCCAGUCAAUAAAUUAAGCACACAAUGUAUCUCAUAUUUUAAGACUUUGUAUUGUAGUUUUAAGCUGUCUUGUUUGUUUUUAUGAUUUUUUAUUAUACUAUGUUUUGUCUUGUUUUUGACCUGAAAUUAAUAAAAAAGUUUUAUUUUGAA
Molecule: messenger RNA, 2029 nt
Organism: Tribolium castaneum (red flour beetle)
Lineage: Eukaryota; Metazoa; Arthropoda; Insecta; Coleoptera; Tenebrionidae
Gene: l(2)dtl
Product: lethal-(2)-denticleless
Exons: 2
Coding region: 143-1891 (582 amino acids)
Biological process (GO): mitotic G2 DNA damage checkpoint signaling; proteasome-mediated ubiquitin-dependent protein catabolic process
Cellular component (GO): nucleus
Molecular function (GO): protein binding; protein-macromolecule adaptor activity
Source: RefSeq, a predicted model, not a curated record